Messenger RNA from Linum trigynum, 7109 nucleotides. The record is from the annotation of a GenBank genome assembly. NCBI's taxonomy places the organism in Eukaryota, Viridiplantae, Streptophyta, Magnoliopsida, Malpighiales, Linaceae.
ACACUAAAACCUCUAGGUUUAGUACCUCUAUUUAAACAUCAAAUUCUUCUAGCCAAAGGAGUCAUACUUUCCCGCCAACGGGCAGGGCCCUGUGCUAGCAAAAUAAUAGAAUCUACACUAAACUUAAUUGAGACAAAAAAAAAAUAUUAAAAUUCUACAUUUUGGUAUAUUGACAAUGGAGCAAAACACCUUUUCGAGGGGAUAGAAUAUCAAAUCUAACCCCAAAAUUUGACACUACUCUUUUUUUUUUUUUUGAAAAUUUGACACUACUCAUUGUAAAUGGUCUCAUGCAUACCAGAUUUAGCACCCAAAUUACCAACUUUUGACUUUUAGGCAGUUUGGAACUGCUACUGGAGAUGGUUUUGUGGAACUUUUAGAAUUUUUGGAGAAUCAUUGGAGAUGGUUUAAUGGGACAUUAGGCGUGAGCAGGGUCUAAAUGAGUACAGAUCAAAGCAGUUAGUAUAAGAUCCAGAAAAAAAAAAAAAAAAAAUAUAUAUAUAUAUAUAGAUUGUGGAUUGAAAUUCAAUAAAAUUUUAUUUCAUUUGAUUUCAAAAAUAAGGAUAAAAGAAUUCUCUUUUACAAUUAUACGAUCCAGGACUAAUCGACACAUGCAAAACAAACUACUGGCAAUAAAAUUGAAUCACAGAGUACGACAAAUAUAAUUAUUUCUACAAUAUCAUCGUCGCCAAUCCAUUGGGAUUUGACUAGGCAAAAUCAAGAUUCAUUUUCAUAUUAACUGUUAUUGAUAGUAAUAUGAUUGCAAAGUGAUGGAUAUUGUGUGUCCCACAUUAUUGCUAUGUCAAACCUAUUGGUAUUGAAAGAGUCGAGCUAGAAAACCAUAGUUGAAGUAUCUGAAAAUGAUGCCCUCCAACAGUCGAUAAUUUUAUAACUCAACCAGACAUUUACUUACGUUAGGCUAACUCCAAUGGAGUCCCUAUAAAUAGGGAAGUUUCCACAAAUGGGACUUUUUCCAGAAAUACCACUGUUUAAAAAAAAGAAUUUCAAAAAUAUCACCCUUUUUCAAAAACCGUCACCCCACCCUGCGGAUUACACGAAAAUCACUGGGCGGGGGCGCGGUUUUCUAUGCAAACCGUUGGGCUAAGGGGCGGUUAUAAAAACCUAUAAAAACCGCUGGGUGAGGCGGCGGUUUUGGGCCAAACCGCCACACCACCCAGCGGUUUGGUCCAAAAAAAAUUUUUUUCGAUCAACUCCUAACUUCGGCCGAAACUUCAAACGAACGUAACUUUGCACUCGGGUAUCCGAUCGUAGCGAUUUUUUUUUAAUCCGAAUAACUUUUCGAGAUCUUGCAAGCCGCAAACAUCCGUAGGCGGUUUGGUCCCUCAUUCGUCUCGAAAAACGUCAUUUGCUACCUCGAACGAGCCUUUUUUAGAUUUCGUCAAACUUUGGGCGGCCUUAACUUUGUGCUCCAAAAUCCGAACGUCGUGAAUUUUUUUUUAUUCUGCAUAAAUUUUCAAGAUCUACAACAUUUAAGAUAAUCAUAAUUUCGAAAUAUACAUGGAAUUGUGAAAAGUAAAGGUAAAGUAAUUCUCAAGGUCCCGUAUAUCCACAACUAAUUCCUGUUUUGAAAAUUUCAUCCUAGUAAAAGUUGUAGAUCUCGAAAAGUUAUUCGCAUUCAAAAAAUAAAUCGCUACGAUCGGAUACCCGAGUGCAAAGUUACGUUCGUUUGAAGUUUCGACCGAAGUUAGGAGUUUAUCGGGAAAAAAAAUUUGACCAAACCGCUGGGUGGGGUGGCGGUUUGGCCCAAAACCGCCGCCCCACCCCGCGGUUUUUAUAGGUUUUUAUAACCGCCCCUUAGCUCAGCGGUUUGCAUAGAAAACCGUGCCCCCGCCCAGCAGUUUUCGUUUAAACCGCAGGGUGGGGUGGCGGUUUUUGAAAAGGGGUUGGGUGGUAUUUUUGGAAUUCUUUUUUUAAAUAGUGGUACUUUUGAAUUUUUUCCCCAUAAAUGGAGUAGUGUCAUCUCCAAUGCAUCAUCAUAAAUGGAGAGAGUCUCCAUAUUUAGGGAAAUCUGCAAAAGGAUCCCAAAAUUGAGGAUGGAAAUGGGGAUUCCCCCAAACAUGGGGAGGAUGUGCUGGAUUGCCGGACAACUGCCAGCGGUCAGCCCGUCACUUGGCCUUUUUUUCUUAAAGAUGUUAUAGGUUAAUUGGGGUUUAAUUAGGUCAAUCAUUUUUUGUCGAAAAAAAAUGGUCUCGAAAUUUUUAAAAAAAUUAUCAAAAAAAUUAUCAAAAAAUUUGUGUUUAAAAAUGAUGAUGAAUUGUAAAAAAUUAACAUUAACAAAUUAUAUUAAAAUGGUCAUAAGUAUAUUUUUAAAUAAAGAAAAAUAAUGAAAAUGGUGAUUAUCUUCAAAUUUGAAGAUGGUAACAUUAAAGAAAAAUGAUGAAAAUGGGAUCAUCUCAAAUUUAGAGAUGAAGGUACCAAAUUUGAAGAAUAACAUUUAAGUUGGUCUCAAUAUCUCUUUCGACGUCGGCGUUAACGAUUCAAGCACGACAAAAUGAACUAGUAGGGAAGUCCAAAAUAUCCAAUUCCAAGGGUCCACAUUGGGGUUUACCAAAAAGUCCAGUAAACUAUCAUAAGAAGAAUUGAGUGAACGAGACGACACCCCCUUUCUUUAUCUUAGGCUACACGUAUCAGUUUUGGACGUUAUCCCAAAGCGUCAAGUGACGACAGAAGCCAUGGAAGUUAGAACUUGAUACGACGAAACCACCUAGCUAAAGAGCGACAAUUUUUUUAAAAGCACUAAUUGUAGUGUCUAAUACAUAAUGGUCGUUGGUAAAAUACAAAAUCCUAGCUACUUUUUGAAUCCGAUACAGAUCGACUGAUGAAUAAUAACGAAAACCUCGUUAAAAAUAAGUUUGAGAGUUAUUAAUAUAUAUUUAUCAUUUUGUUAUUUCACGUAACUCGCACUUGAUUCAAAGAGUAUUAAACUAGAGGAUCCAUCCUUUAUUAGUUUAAAAAAAAUAUAUAUAUUGGUUGUUGACCCAAAGGUUUAAACCCAUGAUGCAGUGGAUGUUCUCAUUUCUACAUUACCACUUGGCCAACCUGUUAAGGUUCAUUAAAAAUGUAAAUUCGUAACAACAGAGUCCCCAAAUAUAUUGAUUUUCUCCAUAAACAUAUUCUAAAUUCAAUUGCAAUCAAUGGGAGAUAAUUGAAAACUAGUGCAUUAAACAUGGAAUGUUCAACACAUGGAAUACAGAGAUAUUCAUCAAAUUCAUUUUAAUAAUAUUACUCGGUCUAUAGUUCAAUAUUGCAACAAAAUUGUGAGAAAUCCAACAAUACAUAAUAUCAAAAGUUCUGAACAGAUAAUAUGCAGUUUCCCUACACUAUUGCAAAUAAUCCUCAAAUAUUCCACUCACUCAGGAUCCCUUAUGCAUCUAAUUCUUCUUUUGUUUACGUAAAUUGUUGGCCUCGAAACAAGGUUGACCCGCGGGUUGAUCCGAAUUGGCCCGGACCCGGCUUUGAAAACGGGUUAAAAUAGCCCAUUUGAAAGUUAGCCCAGAAUUUGUCAAACCCGGAAAAAUCCGGUAAAACUCGGGAAAAUCCGGGCGGUUGGCCCGUCCAAGCGGGUCAGCGAGCUGCUCGUUUCAAACUGUCGUUGAAUUUUUACUAUGUCGAAUUUAAGUUGAUGUUAUUUAAGUGUGUUGGAGUUUAAGUACGGUUAUUUUUUAUGUUGGAUUCAAAAUAAGUACAAUAUAAUGACUUUCUUAUAUUUUUGGGCUAAAACGGGCUAAAAUGAGUGACUCAUUAACCCUUGACCCACUAGCUUGACCGGAUCCGAAUUGACCCGCGGGUUAACAACCUUGACUCGAAAUAUAUGUUGAAUUAUCAAGUUUUUAUUUAUUUUAUGUCGAUAAAUGCGCCCUUAAAUAACCAAUUGAUAGUAAAAACUCUUACCUAUUUUUUUAAUGAAAUGAAAUUCUCCUUUUUAAUAUAAUUCUGAAGAGAUUUUUUUUAUGGGAAUUAUGAAGAGAUUUAUGGUAGAAAGGAUAUCCACAGAUAAAACCCCUAUGGUUAAAAAAAAAAAACUCGAAUAACUAAUUAGAAGGUAAAAGUUAAAAACCCCUUUGUACAAAUCCAAACCAACAAAAAAUAAAUGACGACACCGCUUUCCAAUGUUUUCGCCCAAAUGGCAAAUACACUGGGCGGGCAAUUCGCUUGCCAAAAAUCUGAUCUCUCUCAACAAUGUUCUCAUCCUUAUGCCAUCACUGCUGUACCCCUUCUAUUUUUUUCCCUCUUCCAUCCCCCGCCACCAAGCCUCUUUCGUUUUCACGGCCGCUACGGUUCGCUCGCCGUCUCCGUCUCCGUCUCCGUCUCCAUCUCCAUCUCCAUCUCCAUCUCCAUCUCCAUCUCUCCCCCCAACAAGUCUCCUUAUAUUCAAACUCUCCCUCCUUCCUAAUCCCUCCAACCAACAACCAAAAACCUUCUCCACACUCUCCCCGUCCAUUCUCUUCUCUCCCUGCUUCUCCCCUCCAAACGUCACCACCAUCAACAAUGGGCUCGCUCUCCGCUCCCAACGGUUCCGGAGGAGUACAAUUGCCGUAUCCUCCAGCACGCAGGGACGAGUCCGUCAUCGAGGAUUACCACGGCGUCAAGGUCUCCGAUCCUUACCGAUGGCUGGAGGAUCCUGAUUCGGAGGAGACCAAGGCUUUCGUGGAAGAGCAGGUGAAGCUGACUGAUUCGGUGCUGAGGACUUGCGAGUUGAGGGAGAAGCUCAAGGAGAAGAUUACGAAGCUGUUCGACCAUCCGCGCUACGAAGCGCCGUCCAAGCGUGGGGACAAGUACUUCUACUUCCACAACACCGGCCUUCAGGCCCAGAGCGUCCUCUACGUUCAGGAUGGCUUGGAAGGCAAGCCAGAGGUGUUGCUUGACCCGAAUACGUUGAGCGAGGAUGGCACGGUGUCGCUAGGGACGCUAAAAGUGAGUGAGGAUGGGAAGUACUUGGCCUACGGGCUUAACUCGAGUGGGAGCGAUUGGAUAACCAUCAAGGUCAUGCGAAUUGCGGAUAAGAGAGUUGAGCAGGACACAAUAUCAUGGGCAAAAUUUACCGGGAUCAGUUGGACACAUGACAGCAAAGGGUUCUUCUAUAGCCGUUACCCUGCUCCCAAAGAUGGAGAGAAGUUGGAUGCUGGGACUGAGACCGAUAUCAAUCUGUAUCAAGAAUCAUGUUACCAUUUCUUGGGUACAGAUCAAUCUGAGGACAUACUGUGUUGGAGAGAUCAAGAAAAUCCCAAGCAAAUCAUGGGUGCAACAGUGGCAGACGAUGGGAAGCAUCUUCUCCUAUAUAUAAGCGAGGGGUGUGAUCCAGUCAACAAAAUAUACUACUGCGAUAUCUCUACACUUCCUGGAGGACUACAGAGUUUCAGGGGAUCAAACAAACUUCUCCCUUUCACUAAGCUUGUGGAUAACUUCGAUGCUAAGUACGAAGCGAUAGCAAACGAUGGCACCUCAUUCACUUUCCUGACCAACAAGGAUGCUCCUAGGUAUAAGCUAGUCCGGGUGGAUUUGAAUGACCCGAGUUCAUGGACAGAUGUUGUCCCGGAAUCCGAAAAGGAUGUAUUGGAGUCAGCAGAUGUGGUCAAUGGAGACAAAUUGAUACUGAGUUACCUGAGUGAUGUCAAGAAUGUAUUGGAGAUCAGGGACCUAAGAACGGGUUCUUUUCUGCAUCAGCUGCCUAUUGAUAUAGGUACCGUGACUGGGGUAUCUGCAAGGAGACAGGACAAUGUAGCUUUUAUAGGAUUUACAAGCUUUCUUUCCCCUGGAAUUAUCUACCAAUGUGAUUUUGGAUCUGGAGAUCCAGAAUUGAAGGUAUUUCGGGAAACCAUUGUACCUGGAUUCGAUCGCUCAGAGUUCCAAGUGAAGCAAGUUUUCGUGACUAGUAAGGACGGCAACAAGUUCCCAAUCUUCAUUGGGUCGAAGAAGGACACAAAACUGGACGGAUCGAACCCAUGCUUGCUAUACGGAUACGGUGGAUUCAACAUCAGCAUCACUCCAUCCUUCAGCGUUACACGGGUGACACUCGCGAAACAUUUGGGUGCUGUCUUCUGCAUCGCCAACAUCCGCGGAGGUGGAGAGUAUGGCGAGGAAUGGCACAAAGCAGGGUCGCUCGGCAAGAAGCAGAAUGUCUUCGACGACUUCAUCUCUGCUGGUGAGUAUCUUGUGUCAGAAGGUUAUACCCAGGCGAAGAAGCUAUGCAUUGAAGGCGCGAGCAACGGCGGUCUCCUCGUCGGAGCCUGCAUAAAUCAGAGGCCGGAUUUGUUUGGCUGUGCGCUGGCUCGUGUUGGUGUCAUGGACAUGCUACGAUUUCAUAAGUUCACAAUAGGUCAUGCUUGGACUAGUGACUAUGGCUGUUCAGAAAAGGAGGAAGAGUUCCAUUGGCUGAUCAAAUACUCUCCACUGCACAAUGUGAGGAGACCAUGGGAAGUGAGCCCCGAUGUUCAGUACCCUCCGACCAUGUUGCUGACUGCUGAUCACGACGAUCGGGUCGUUCCUCAUCACUCUCUGAAGCUGUUGGCGACGUUGCAGUACGUUCUGUGUACCAGCUUGGAGAACAGCCCGCAAACCAACCCGAUCAUCGGCCGGAUUGACCGGAAGUCCGGCCAUGGCGCCGGCCGUCCGACUCAGAAAAUGAUUGAUGAAGCGGCGGAUCUGUAUGGGUUCAUGGCGAAGAUGGUAAACGCAACAUGGACCGAGUAGAAACAUAAAAGAGAGCGGUAUCUCGAUCCGAGCUCUCUCCGUCGGUUCGGUUGAUUCCGUUAAUGGAACCUUUUUGUUUAUACGUUAAUACGUUAUACCAUCGGAAUGGGGUUUUUUUUCCCUUCUUUUUCGGCUCACGUUGUAAGAUAGGGAUCUAAGGGUAUUUAUGGCAAUGGUGCCAGCCCACCAACGAAGUAAUGGUUCUAUAACUUGUUGCAUUUUGUUAGGUGAAGUGCAACUUGUUAUAUAUCUAAUUAUUUGCUCAAGUAUUGUACCAUAUGAACAUCGAGUAUAUGAUGGUUAUUGCAUAUAAUAGAUGCCAUAUUCAAAAUCAGAUUCCUUUGGAGUAGUUUCUAAUUCCCAUCGAAUAAUCAUCUUCGCUAUAAAUAAUGUUACAAAAC